Pelagomonas calceolata is the source of this 763-nucleotide messenger RNA. NCBI's taxonomy places the organism in Eukaryota, Pelagophyceae, Pelagomonadales, Pelagomonadaceae. The record is from the annotation of a GenBank genome assembly.
CAAAAAGCUCAAGCACCACCACGCCAGACUCGCCCACAGUCGCUCGCAUCAUUGCCAGUUUUGUAGUGCAGCCAUCCGUACCGCUCUCAUUCAUCGCUGUGACAAUUGUCUUUGCAUCAACCCAUCCGUAAGGUGCUCAUCAACCACAGCACUCAGUCAGACUGCAACAAGUACAAAACAGCGUGCACCAGUCAGCACUGCAAGCUUACAGCACGGAUAGACUCAACACACAUAUAUCAUCAAUAUGCGCCAUCUUGCAUUAUUCAUCGGCGCCGCCGCAGCAUUUGCACCGCCGCAUGCCGUCGUCGCGCGCCAGGCGUGUGUCGUGCACAAUGGUGACGAGUGCACUCAUGAGGGAGUUGAUGCCUACGCGGCGGUGCAGUUCGAGUCGACGAAGCCGUCGCUGCGGACGUUCUUGAAGCUCUGGCUCAUGGGAGGACCGGUCCGAGGCUGGCGCGGCGUCGGCGAGUUGAAGGCUGUCCAGGACGACUCCGGCGCGACGGCCGAGAUCUUCGUCGAGCCGGAGACGAAUAGAGUAGGCCUAAUCGCCGAUGAUGGCGGCGGCAUGGAGCUCGGGAAGACCGUGCAGUUGUCCGUGCUCGCCCACGCGCUGUACGACGAGCUGAAGGACAUCGCGGGCGGGCCCGAGGUCGCCGAGGUCGAGCCCGCGAACCGGUUGUGCUAUCCUCCGUCCGCGGUCGACGCAACGAGGGAGCAGCUUCCGCUGCCGCAGAGGCCUGAAUAACAGUUAAAUACUUACGAG